Colletotrichum paranaense is the source of this 2115-nucleotide messenger RNA. RefSeq lists its product as uncharacterized. The transcript has 2 exons. The record is from RefSeq and is a predicted model, not a curated record. Lineage: Eukaryota; Fungi; Ascomycota; Sordariomycetes; Glomerellales; Glomerellaceae. The coding region runs from base 1 to 2115 and encodes 704 amino acids.
AUGCCUCUGGAGAAGCAACUCGACGCGGCCCUGAAGUGCCUGAGUACCGGUACACCUUAUUUCCAGGUCGGAUUCAUUUUCGUGUGGUGGUCUUUUCUGCACAUGCUGACGCGGAAGGCUGUGUCCUCAGACUCUGAACGUGAGAUCAUGAGCAGCCAGCUCACAGAUAGCCUUGGCUCAAAGGCAGCCGGGAAAGUGCUAGCCGAAAUUGAUACGGCGUCCAAAACAUCUGAGCCUAAGAAGCCUUUUAGUAUCUCAAAAGGACCUUUUGGGGUGUUCAAAUGUCUUAAACGAAGAGAAGUCUCUCUGAGUCAGCUAUCACUGUCGCCUAUUACCUCAGAGCAUGAUAUUAGCCUACUUGUCGAUCCUGAAGAUGAAAGUUUUCAAACGGGAACUGACCCACGAGAAGAUUUCGGCAUUGACUGGUCUGAGAACGAACUCGAAGAAUCUAUGCAGUCAUCACUAGACUGCUUAGAUCUCUUGGUUGCCCAGAGUGAUUCCAUCACCGCCUCGGACCCUUUUUCAGCCUCAAUGCCUGGCCUCCAAUCAGAUUUCUCUGUCAACAUCUUGCCAAUGAGUUGGCCGGGGAAUGGAGAAGGCAAUACUUGUGGGGAAGACAGAGAUAUCAUUGCACCUGUCACCAAUGCUAUUGAGACAGACAACCAUUUGGCCACCUCCCAUGCUAAUGUCGCCACUAUCAUGACUAUACCGCCUACAUCGUUAUGCCUCGGAGCUUCUGUUUCACGAACAGAGGUACCUGAACAGGCACAAACGCUGCUUCGCUACUACAAGAGCCACGUGGGCUCUACCAAAAUUUCUGGACAAGGGAAAUUCAAAUCAGCUUGGCAACAGUUAUUCCUUCCUUGUGCCUUUGAGACGUUUGCGGAGUUGUCAGUGUUGAAUGAGGCAUCUCAAAGUCGGCUGGCGAUUCUGUGCGCAUUACUUGCUCAUAGCGCCUUUCAACUCAACAAAACGGAUUUAACACCGCGUUUCCCGAAUUACUGGCAACAUCUGGGUGACAAACACCAAGAACGAGCUCGAAUGCAUUUGAAGAAUGCUGUGAAGGUAGAGAUCCACGAUUCUGGAUUAGGUGGAUACAAAGACCUAUUAAUGGCCUUGAUCGCUAUGGCCAUGGGAUCUUUGUGCCAUGGAAGCCGUGACUCACGCGUCUUCUUGCUCGAUGCUGAACGUUUGAUACGAGUGAAAGGGCUUUCUAGCUACAACUCUGAGAUAGUCAGAGUACUUCAUCACACCUAUACCUAUAUGAGGGUAAUUGCAGAGGCUACUUACCCCUUCUUGGAUUCUGAAAGCGAGUCUGAUCGCACAAGCUUGCUUGGAGUCGAAGCAAUUGCACACGGUAGUUUUCAUAUACGAGAGGAGUCCCUUAACACAGGUCUAGAUCCCAACGAGGAAAAGAAUGAGACAGUCGGGUAUGCAGACAUACACCUUGAGUCACAAGGUCUUUGGCGCGAGACAUUACAUUCGAAUAUACACGGCAUCCCUGAGUCUCUCAUGACACUGCUGGCUCAGACGAUUCAACUCAGCAACGAGAAAGAUCACCUCGAAACUCGCGCACGCAGCAAUCCGAAGCUUGCUAGUGACCUCAAAACGCACGUCAAGACUCUGGAGGGAAGAAUAUGGACCUGGUCAAUUGAAUCCGAAAUAGCAAUACUAUCUACGGCCGGCAAAUCGCAGCCCAUCGAUAACGGGACGAACUUAAUCACUCAACCUUCUACACAGUCAAUGGUACAAGCGAUGCAUCGAGCGUUGAUCAUCUACUUCUAUCGCCAGAUACGCGAUGUUAGCGCCAUGCUCCUCCAAACCGUCAUCGAUCAAGCUUUGGGGUACUUGGAGUCUUGUCUUGAUUCAAUGGUCAGAGGCGAUGACUUUGCACUUGGUAUUGCGUGGACAGUCUAUAUUUGCGCCAGGGAAUCCAUAUCUCCAGAACUUCAGGAGAGAGCACUGAAGUGCAUUAGCAUUACUGAUGCCCGAGGGCUGUAUCUCACUUCAAAGCCUUCUGCUGAGGUAGUUUCGUUGCUAUGGGAAAAGAGGCGGCCACUGAAGUCGUUGAUUGAUCAUAGUUUUCUCCUGAGAGAAACCUUACGCCUUGGUUGA